CACAUUGUCAAUGAGUACAACUACAACGACCACUACCACUACCAUUACGUCACGAAGAAUUUCAAGGUCGUCCGUCCAAAAGGAAAAGGCACGUCCUCGAGGAGAAGGCGGACUAGAAGAAGCAAAGGAGCAGCGCCAGUUGUACCAGCGCAACGGAACGAAGGGGAGCCUCUACAACAAG
Amoebophrya sp. A25 is the source of this 181-nucleotide messenger RNA. The record is from the annotation of a GenBank genome assembly. NCBI's taxonomy places the organism in Eukaryota, Dinophyceae, Syndiniales, Amoebophryaceae.